Molecule: messenger RNA, 2638 nt
Organism: Perca flavescens (yellow perch)
Lineage: Eukaryota; Metazoa; Chordata; Actinopteri; Perciformes; Percidae
Product: trichohyalin-like
Exons: 1
Coding region: 1068-2300 (410 amino acids)
Source: RefSeq, a predicted model, not a curated record
UCGGUCUUCUACACCUAACAGUAAUGUUCUCAGCUGUUUGGGAAUCUGUAUACAAUGCAGAUAUUUUCAGGCUUAUGGCACACAUACAUUAGGAAGUAGGAGUUAAAGUCCUACCAAAAUCAUAUCCCUCAUACCUUUUUGCAGUAAAAAAUAAUGUCAGAUGGUUUUAAAGAUUUAUUUACAAUAUUUUUAUAUUGUUAAAAAUGAAUGAAAAUGAAGAAAAAAUUGUAUUUGGUGUAAAUAUCAGGAAUACAGAAAGGUUUGUGUUAUGACUACCAAUUUUCAUUAUUUUAACUUUGUUUCUGGAAUUCUUUUUGUCCAUUAGUUUGGCAUGGCAGGUGUGCUACAAUAUCCAUGAGCCAUAGCCACUGUUACAAUGGAGAAUACCACAGUCAGAGGUUUGAUCAUUGGAUAUGUGGACAAAAUGCGGCACCAUAGUUACUGAAUACAUAAAAUAAUUGACCCAGAAUCCAAAAGUAAACUAUAGUGGAGCACAUAAAAGAAUUGAAGCUCUGUGAUUGGAUGUUCCUUGCUGUAAUGCACCUUGGGACUUGUAGUUAACUACUGUUUUUUUGUACACAGAUUUCAAAUUUUAUGAAAGAACCUGAUUUUUACUUUACAACUGGCUAAUGAUGCCUCAGGCCAUCCAGCAGGGGCUUUCUUAAACUAGGCACUUUAAAUUUAUGUAUGGUUUUCAUUGUACAGCAUUUUUAUAUUGAGCAUUUUUAAUAUUGAGGCUUCAUGUGGCUUUGUUUGUCUGUUUUUAUGUUUUGUCCUCUGAUGUGUUGACUUUGCACUUUGAGCUACUUGCACAUUUUUUCCAAUGCAGGUUACACUGCAAAUGGCUAAUAAAGUGAAUCUGGAAUCUGGAAUCCGGUGUGUGUAGCCAAGAAUAGAAUGCCCCGCUCAGCUGUAGAUUGUGCGUGUUCAUUAUCGCAUCACAUUCUGUUGGAAUGUUAUGUCAUAGUAUGGGUCUUUUUCCAAUGCAGAGGUGACAAGAGAGUAAACCUUUACAUUUCAAAUCUCAUUGAGACCCAGUGUGAGUCUGUAGAAAAUCAACAGGAAAGAUGGAGAGCUUUCAGAUAGGUGACAUCGAUGACAAGCAUUUGUAUAAGACAGACCCCAUGUCAGCUUAUCACCAUUAUGUCCUGUCAUCCAUCCUUCCCGAUGCUGAACGGGAAUAUAUCUGCACGAAGAAGAAAAACAAGGAACUCGAGAAGGAAAACGAGGUCCUCAGGAAGAAAGUUGACUUUUUGAUGACUGACGCUGAGCAGUUCAAGGCAGAGCGGCAAAAAAUCCAAAAGGUGAGCAAGAACAGAGACCACCAGCGGACCCAACUGUUGCACUGCAAGGAUGAAUUGUCUACGUUGGGUAAGAAGAUGGCGAUCAAGGAAACGGACCUGAGGCGGCUGCACAAGCAGAAUGAGGCCCAAAAGGAGGAGCUGGAGUCCACGAAGACGGAGCUGCAGUCGGCGAAGCAGGCUGCUGUCGCCCAGAGGGCCGAGCAGCUACACCUGAAGGAACGACUGGACCAGGUGAUCAAAGAGCGAGACGGCCUGAAUGACGUGCUGCUGCGCUGCAAAAAUGAAUGCUCCGAGUUGCGCAACAAGAUCAGCAACCAGCAAUCGACCAUGAACAAGAGGGUCAGUCAGUGCAAAGAGCAGAUGAAGCAAAUCCAUCUCCUCAAGCUGGAGAAACAGACACUUCAGAAGGAGAGGGGCAUCAUAGACGGCGAUGCAGAGGUCCAGAGGCGGGAGCUCCGAAAGUGUGAGGAAGAGCUCCACACACAGAAGGAGAAGCUCAAAGAGACCAAAAGGUUACGCGCUCUUGAGGAUCAAAUAGGGAAAAAAAUACUAAUGAUCCAACAAAAACCGUACAUGCUCAAAAAACCCAGCCCAGUGGUGCCUCUCCAGAAGGUUGAGUCCUUACAGAGAGAGCUCCUCGCCCAGGCUGAAGAGCUGAGGAAAACCCAGAAGCGGUGUGAGGAGCUGCUGGAAAAACUGACCAAGGUAGCGGCACAGUUCCUGCAGUGCCAGGUGACGGUCAGAGACCAGAAAGAAAAGCUCAAGGCAGUAACCGCAGAGAGGGACAUGUACAAAAGUCAGACGGAAAAAGUGGGGAUUGAAUUGGUUGAAAUAAAAAAGGGGCACCGCAGUGAAAAGCAGCGCAACAGAGCGGCCAAGAGGAUAAAGAAAGUCAGGCUGUCAACUGGAGACAGAUUAAAGGUGUCCCAUCCCCCACCAAUCACCAGUAAAGUCCAGAUGCAGUCCGAAUUAAGCAUUAUAGGGACAAAACUGUAAAAUGUGCUCUUGGAUCUUCCCAGCUGUCCGAGGAGACUUUGCCUCUUCCAGGGGUUUUUGUUGUCUUCUCAGGGAGCUCGGGCUGGGUCUUUGUCCAUCAAGAAAUUUCUAUAUAAAAAUAAACUGACUUAAGUUGAUACUGAUCUACGUAGUUAUUUGUGGUUCUUGUUAGUGUAAAGCCCCUGACACACCAACCUGACAGCUGAAAGGCAGUCGGACUGGUCAAUCAGCUCCCCGAGGUCCAAAAAGUGCCUCGGAACACACUGAAGCGACGCCGUCUUGAGCGUUGGUUCUGCGCGUGCGCGAGACAUAAUACAAAAGAUGAAAACCGGAAAUGA